AUGAAAGACCAUAAUGAAAAAUGGCAGCUUCAAGAGAGCAAACCCAUUUUGUUCUAGUGCAUGGGCUAUGCCUUGGGGCUUGGUGCUGGCACAAGCUCAAGCCACGGCUCGAGGCCACCGGCCACCGGGUCACGGUGCUUGAUCUUGCGGCUUCAGGCAUCAACAUGAAGGCAAUCCAAGAUGUUCAUACUUUUUACGACUACACUCGGCCUUUGUUGAAUCUUCUGGCUUCACUUGCUCCAAAUGAAAAGGUGGUUCUUGUUGGGCAUAGCCUUGGAGGCGUGAAUUUGGCCCUUGCAAUGGACGAGUACCCAGAGAAGGUAGCCGUUGGGGUUUUCCUCACCGCCUUAAUGCCGGAUACCACACACAAGCCAUCCUAUGUCUUGGAUAAGUAUGUUGAGGGGACCCCAGCAGAGAACUGGUUGGACACUCAGUUUUCAUCCGUUGGAAGCGCCAACCACCCGUUAACAUCAGUUUUGUUUGGCCCCAACUUCUUGUCCUCCAUGCUCUAUCAACUAAGCCCCAUUGAGGAUCUUGAGCUGGCGAAGACUUUAGUAAGGCCGGGAUCACUGUUUCGUGAGGACUUGUCAAAGGCCAAGAAUUUCUCAAAAAAGGGAUAUGGGUCGGUUCAGCGAGUUUAUGUUGUGUGCGAUGAUGAUUUAGCAAUACCAAAAGAAUUUCAGAAAUGGAUGAUUGAAAACAGUGGGCUUAAAGAUGUGAUGGAGAUUAAGGGUGCUGAUCACAUGGCAAUGGUUUCAAAACCACAAGAACUUUACCACCGUCUCCUCGAGAUAGCGCAUAAAUACGCUUAAAAAUAUUUACAUGCUAUUAUCAAUAAAACCUCUAUCACUGUAUUACCACCACUUAAGAGGUCAUUUGGGGCUCUUUGUUUAAUUGCCCAGUCCUAUGUUUUUAUUUGUUGUAAUUUCUUGUUGAUGUACUUAUAAAAAUAAUAAUAAUAAAAUAAAAAUAAAAAUAAAAACAUUAUGUGCGUUUA
This is a messenger RNA of Alnus glutinosa, 997 nucleotides long. Its product is annotated as salicylic acid-binding protein 2-like. Gene Ontology annotation, biological process: jasmonic acid metabolic process; salicylic acid metabolic process. The coding region runs from base 21 to 812 and encodes 263 amino acids. Lineage: Eukaryota; Viridiplantae; Streptophyta; Magnoliopsida; Fagales; Betulaceae. The record is from RefSeq and is a predicted model, not a curated record. The transcript has 3 exons. Gene Ontology annotation, molecular function: methyl jasmonate esterase activity; methyl indole-3-acetate esterase activity; methyl salicylate esterase activity.